Electrophorus electricus (electric eel) is the source of this 1476-nucleotide messenger RNA. It is a transcript of the gene arv1, whose product is annotated as ARV1 fatty acid homeostasis modulator. The record is from RefSeq and is a predicted model, not a curated record. Gene Ontology annotation, cellular component: Golgi apparatus; cortical endoplasmic reticulum. Lineage: Eukaryota; Metazoa; Chordata; Actinopteri; Gymnotiformes; Gymnotidae. Gene Ontology annotation, biological process: sphingolipid metabolic process; intracellular sterol transport; regulation of plasma membrane sterol distribution.
CUCGCGCACGUCUACUCGCGUUGAGCGCCGGGGGGGAGGCGCGCGGCGAAAAACUACAAAUCCCAGGAUCCGCACGCCUGGAAAUUCGCGGAAGUUCGGCGUCCUAAUGCGCGACGAUGUCAGAAACGGGGACAGAAAUGGCCAGAAUUCGCUUCAAAUGCGUUGAGUGCAACGCGGACGCGACCGAGUUGCACCGGGAUUAUAGCAACGGCAUACUGAAGAUAAUGAUAUGCGGGUCGUGCGCCAAGCCCGUGGAUAAGUACGUCGAGUACGACCCGGUUAUCAUUCUGAUCGAUGCCAUCCUGUGCAAACCGCAGGCGUUCAGACAUAUCCUGUUCAACACAGAAAUAAACAUCCACUGGAAACUUUGCGUGUUCUGCCUGCUGUGUGAGGCAUACCUGCGCUGGUCCCAGCGCCAUGGCUCAGACGCGACCAGUGACCCCGCCGACAUCAUCAGAUACACCAAAGAGUGGGACUUCUACGGGAUGUUCGCCCUCGCAGCUCUCGAGCUGGCCGUGUACUGUGCGGGUGUGUGGGCGCUGCUGUGGGCGGCGUGGUGCCUUCGCGGCCGCUCUGUGCAGACGGUCCCUCUGCUCCAGGCCCUGCUGCUCUCCUGCUACGGAAAAGUCCUGCUGAUCCCGGCGGUGAUCUGGGAACACGACUACUCCCCUCUUUGCUUCCGACUCAUCCGGCUGUUCACGCUCACCUCCAACACCCAGGCCAUACGGGUAAUCCUGAACUGUAGCAGACGACUGGCGGUCCUGGCCGUGUUCGGAGGACUGCUUCUGGAGACCUGCGCGACUCACGGUGUGUACAGACUGGAGCUAAGUGUGCUCGACUUCCUGCCUGACCUCCACACCUGAGCCUACCGUGCUGCCGUGAUGUCACAAUGCGCUCCGCAGAACGCGAUUGGUCGAACCCGUCUGAAAUCCAGUGCGCUUUCCACGCCGUCGACUUUGACCGCAGUCAGAGGGCAGUGGGCCAGACGCUCCAGGAACCGUUCUGCGCUGGUCUACGGCAGGUGGGGGUGGAACUGGGUUUGAAUCUUGGGCGCCCCAACGUAAGAGCACGCUAGCGUACCGUGUGACCAGUCGCUGUGACCCUCCUCUGACGGUGUGCGGAAAAACACUCGUGUUUUCUUUGUGCUGAGGAAAAAUGAAAACGAGCUUUGUGGAAUGGCAACUUUUCGUGUGUGUGUGUGUGUGUGUGUGUGUGUGUGUGUGUGUGUGUGUGUGUGUGUGUGUGUGUGUGCGCAGCUUUCUAAAUUGCUGUACUUUGCUUAAGGACAUUUGUCAAACAUGACCGAUACCUGGUGAACACACACUGAGUUCUGCCUGUUGAAAAUCAAACAUUUAUAAACCUUUGUAAUUUCUAGAUUUUUUAAUGUGAUGUUUGUGAAAUGUUAUGAAUAACAAGGUUUGGUUUUCGGUGUGGCUUGCAGACAUAAAAUAAAUGUAGUUGAGCUGAAUCGCUCCA